Molecule: messenger RNA, 2815 nt
Organism: Stomoxys calcitrans (stable fly)
Lineage: Eukaryota; Metazoa; Arthropoda; Insecta; Diptera; Muscidae
Gene: gt
Product: protein giant
Exons: 4
Coding region: 1204-2553 (449 amino acids)
Biological process (GO): regulation of transcription by RNA polymerase II
Cellular component (GO): nucleus
Molecular function (GO): DNA-binding transcription factor activity, RNA polymerase II-specific; RNA polymerase II cis-regulatory region sequence-specific DNA binding
Source: RefSeq, a predicted model, not a curated record
AGUCUAUGCUAUUUUAUGUAAUUGGCAACAUAAAAAUCAAUUUUUCAAAAGUAAAUAUCGAAGUUUUGUUGUUGUCAUUGCCAUUGCACAUGACAACCCAGCGCCUUAUUUUACUUAUAUUAUGGGAAAUUUCACACCUUUUCUUAAUCAUGCAAAUCCGUUCAGUGGAUUAAAAGUUAUAGCCUUUGAAGGUUGCAGAAGUGGUCAACUGUGAUACCCUACAUCCAAAGCUGUAUUAAAAUUUCCUCAGAUCAACAGACAAAAUGUUGAGGACUUAUUUCCAAUUUUUUUGCCGCUUGCCGCGAAAGCCGGGUAAUGGCAUAGGAAAUGCUCCAACGUCUCAUCAUCUUCCCCAUAUGCCCUACACAUGAUAUCAGUUGCCGCACCGAUUUUGCAUAAGUGAGUUCCAAAAUUUUAAAUUUUCGCGUCGAAUAUAAUCAAUUUACUUGCAAAUCGUCCAUUUUUGCUUAAAGACCCUAGAUAUGAAGCACUCAUAACAUGUAAUUCACACAAUUAAUGGAAGAUGUACAAUGGAUAGACGUUAUGCUCAAGUGAAAUGGAAAAUCGGAUAAUACGAGAGGAUGUCUAAAUCUUUAAUCAAAAAGAACAUUUUAUACUUCUUAUUCCAAAGGAGUUUAAGACCAUUCGUUAGCUGAGUACAUUUUGCAUGUGAAGUGCGAGAUGGAUGGAUUUAUCGCUGCUUAUGUCGGCCAUUUAUGUACUAUGUAUGUAUCUCAGUGAUGUCAUCUACCUGCUUCUGUUACGAGCAAUAGGCCGACCAAUAGUUUGGUGAGGGUUGAAAAGAAAAAGAGUUACAAUGUCAUUGCUGCAUUCGAAUGUGUGUUUGUGUGCGUGUGCGUGAGAGAGAGGGAGAGGGAGGCAUGACUUGUAGUAAGGGUGCGUUGGUAUUGCCUGUCAAUGAAAUUGCAACGCAGGCGCGUCGAUAUCGAAGCUACUCAACUGGGCCCAGUAUAUAAGUUGUGACGACUGCAUUUCCAAAUCAGUACGCAUCGAACAGUCUUCAACACAGCAUAGUAUCGAACACAUCGAGUCCUUUUGCAAAUCGACUUCAAUUAUUUUACUUUACGACGAUCUAAUUCUAAGCAUAAAUACCCACAAUAACGAAGAGAAUUUGGAUUAUAAAAUAUAGCACAAACUCACUAUAUUUUUGGAUUAUAACAUCGUUUCGAAGAAUUGAUCAAAAUGAUGAUUCACGAAAAACUGAUGUCCGGACAAUUUCUGUUGGAUUUGAAAAACGAUCGCACUGGCUUAUUGCAAGCUGCCGCCGUUGCUCACCACCACCAACAACAGCCAAUGCAUUUGCAACCACCAUCGCCGCCAAUGCCAGCCCUCGAUUUAUACUCGGCAUACGCGUAUCAGCAACAAUUACAACAGCAGCUGCUUAACUCGGCCGUUCCUCUCCACCAAUCAAAUGUACACACGCGGCCACAAGGAACCGAAGUACUUGAUUUAUCUCGUCGCUGCGAUUCUGUUGAGACUCCACGCAAAACCCCUUCGCCAUAUCAGACCAAUUCUAGCUUGGGCACUGGCUCCCCUACCGGAUCACCUUCAGCUUUCUUUGUGGCUCAGCAAUCAAGUACAUCGACAACAACUGGCGCUUCAUUACUGCCUGCAAAUAUUCUGUACGCUGCCCAGUCGCAAAAACCAACCCAAAAUGCUCUUCCCGCUGGGCUAGCUUCAUUGUAUCCUGGUUUAUACUAUACAAAUACAGUAAAACAAGAGCCAAUGGCAACCUCCUCACCACCCCCUGCGGCUGUUUCAUCGCAGACAGAAGCUCCCAAUGGCAGCGGCAAAAGCCUUUUGCAAACAUUUGCUGCUGCUGCCGCAGUCUCCAUGAAACAAGACUUGCCCGAGCCACAUUCGCCCCAACAGCAGCAGCAAUCCAAUGCAGCAACAACUCCAACUAGCAGUACUAACGGACCUUCCUCUCUCGACGCCAAAAGCACUCGCCCUUUCAAGGCAUUCCCACGGGAUCCUCUGGUAAUAGCAGCCAAUUUUGCAGCCACGGAUGUUCUACUAGACAAUCCUCGUGUUGAACGCUACACGGAAUAUCGUAAACGUGUUCUGGAGCAAAUUCGAAGCUCCAAUGGUGGCUCUCGUACUAUCACCAAUCCCAAAAUGCGUCGCACAAAUUCGCGAAGUGGUAGCAUUUAUGAUGGUUCUUCCAACAAUAACAGCGAAAGUGAAGAACGUCAGCAUUGUGAAGAGUCCAGCGAUUGUGAUUCCAACUCAGGCAAUGACAGCCAAAACUCCGCUAACAGCACCAACAAUAAUGCAACCAACGCAGUAGGAAACACCAGCAAUACCCCUAACUCCACGAAUACCUCCUGCAAUGGCAUCAUUAAAGAUGCAGCUUACUACGAACGUCGUCGCAAAAACAACGCUGCCGCCAAGAAAUCCCGAGACCGCCGCCGCAUCAAAGAGGACGAGAUUGCCAUUCGUGCAGCGUACCUUGAACGCCAAAAUAUCGAAUUGCUUUGCCAAAUUGAUGCCCUUAAAGCUCAACUGGCCGCAUUGACAUCAAAAAUGUGAACCUUAUGAAAUGCAUACUCCCUCAUAUCCUCAUGUUUGCGUUGAACGCUUUAAGGAAAGCAUAUCUGUGACAUAAUCAUUUACUGUGCUGUACUGUGUAUCUAGUUCUAUAUUUAGCUGUAGAUCGGUUGACUGACUAAACCAAUUCAUUGAGUUACUCCUGUAAAUAAAUCUCAUUGUCAUCAUCCCUUAGUUCUAAGCUGUACACCUAAAACUUUUAUAAUUAAAUAAAUUUUGUUAAAAUAAUAUUUGCACACUUUAA